Plasmopara halstedii is the source of this 4917-nucleotide messenger RNA. Its product is annotated as tectonin beta-propeller repeat-containing. Gene Ontology annotation, cellular component: intracellular membrane-bounded organelle; membrane. Bases 1 to 4917 code for a protein of 1638 amino acids. The transcript has a single exon. Gene Ontology annotation, molecular function: phosphatidylinositol binding. The record is from RefSeq and is a predicted model, not a curated record. Lineage: Eukaryota; Oomycota; Peronosporomycetes; Peronosporales; Peronosporaceae.
AUGCGGUUGGUUUACUGGUUGCUAGCACUUAUGGUGCUGCUUUUAAGUGUGCGCUAUCUAUGGGCAUUUCUGUUACUGACGAACGCAAUCUGGUGGACAAUAACGCGUUUAGCGCAAACAUUGUUACUGGUCAUGGGCAGCGGGAGCUUCUGGUGGGUGCUGCGCUCUUACCAACUGCAAAAGGAGCAAGAGCUAUUAGAUCAAGCUUUGCUUAAGUUUAAGUAUUACACUAGAUAUCGGAACCGUGGUAGCAGUGGCAAUCACAGCGGAGUUCACCAUAAAAGUAGUGGUACAGCCGUCGAUUCCGCGCUCUCUCCUCCCAAUUCAGUGGGCUUUAUGACUGACGCUGGCUUUCAGCUGCGAGUACUUAAGAGACUUCCUAUUGUGGCUCAUUUGCGAACUUCAUGGAGCUUACCACCUGAGAUCUGCGACGAAGUUGCCGCUUUAGUGCAAUCAAUUGUGAAAAAUUAUAUAACUGACUGGUUUCAAUUCAUCUCACUGAACGAUGAGUUUCCAAACGAUGUCAGAUUUCUUCUCGCCGAUUUGCUGGGUGCUGUCGUAUCUCGAGUUUUGGAGAUUGAUUCUUCUCAGGCGCUGACGAUGCUAGCAAAGAGUUUUGAGCUCCUGAGGCUGCACUUGGGAUGGUUUCGAGAAGCUUAUGCGCAACUAGCUGACGAGUACCCUGCGGUCUUUGAAGGUGAUGAGAAUGACGGGAAUCUGCUCAAGCGUCAAGAAUAUGUGACGGCAUUUGUACAACGAUCACCUUUUGUUCAUCCAGGUUGUGCAGAAAUGAAUGUGCCAAAAGUGGGACACUCUGGUGGUCAAAAAUAUGGAAGCGACACUGCAGAGUCAGCUUAUCUACGACAUGUCGCGACGCAGUUGCUGACCCAGUUAAAGCCGCAGCUUGGACAACUACACAGUGCGAACGUGUUUGUUUCUAUUGCAACGAAUUUGCUGCGAGAAGUUACGGCGUUUAAGAUUUUAAAGCCUUUGUCCGAGUACUCUCAACCACGAUAUUCUAACGAGAUCGUUUUGUCGUGCUUACAAUCGUUUGUUGAUGACAAAAAUGGACAUGAGUCUCUGUCGCCCACUGCCCCUUCAUCGGGAAAUGGAGUCGGAGUGCCAUCUUUGACGCUAAAUAAAUUGCGAUCAACGUCUAGUUUUUUAUACAAAGCCAGCAAACGGAGUAGCGAACAGGCUGAAGCAGCGUUUCAAGCAGUGGUCGACGCAGUAGCAAGUGCAGCGUCCUCCGCUGCUGCAGGUGCUGCAGGCGCAGCGGAGAUGGUAUUCGAUGCAGAAGAUUGGACAGAUGGCAACAAUCUGUUCGCGUUUGGUAAUCCCGUUCUUUCUGCCAAUUCAAAUGGAUUGUCAAGUGACCGGAAGGCGAUGACUUCCAUGUUUACGCUUGACGAUCGGGUAAAUGUUGCCAAGGCGGCAAAAAUGAUAGACCCUCGUGGAUUUAUCUCAUUAUCACAAAAAAUUAGCACCGACAAUAGCCGUAUCAGCGCACAUAUGGAUGAUUUAAAACACGCCAAGGCCAAUAUUGGCUCGACAUUAAAUGUGUCGCUUGGCAAAGUAAAGAGGCGUUUUCGCACUCUUGGCGGUCAGCAAUUGGACCCCACGUGUGCGCCACCUCUGAGCUCGGGAGCUGGUGCUGCAGCUCGAAUGAUCCGAAAGCCUGGUCAGCUGCUUCAAAAGGCGUGGAAACGAGGCGAGUCAGGUAGCAACUCGCCGGUCACUUUUUAUGAUGAUGGCAUGGGGACAACUGCAGGUGGCCAAAACAAUUUGGACGUAACAGGAUCGGUAAAUUCUCUGUUAAGUCCAAUGAGUUAUGACGGAGCAGCAGCUACGCCAACGGCCAAGGUAAAUUUGGCGCGAGAUCGCGUGAUUUCGCAUUUUGAGAAAGCAGUCGCAAACUAUACGAAAAUGUACGACGAAUGUCCUGAAAUGCGAAAUUCAGUACGCUCACGCGAGCUUUACGAUCUUCUCUUUGCGAUGGAAAGUGUAUUUAUGCUUGGCUUUCGCAACCGUAAUUCGAAAUUAAGUUUUGACGACGAGAUUGGGAACGAAGAGCCGGCAACUCCUCCGAAUUCUCCUAAUGUAAAUUACCUCGCUUCUUUAGAAAAAAGUCAAGUCGAGCAAACAUCACCAUUUUGUGACAGCAUUGACACGAAUACAGCUAGUGAAUCCGAUGGAGAUUCAGAUGACAGUCAGUAUUAUUGGGAAUUUCUUGCCCAAGACAGACCUGGAGCUGAUUCUUUUAACGAGCACUGGCGAUUCGUAGCGUCUCAGUGUCCAGAUUGCAGAUCGAGCGAGUCUUUCAUUUCGACCCGUGGAGUGCAAUGGUUACUGGUGGCUUUGGGAAAAGGGUCACUUGGCACUUUUUGCGCCGAGGCAUAUGCCCACAGCUACGUCACGGAUAUAUUUUACGACAGCUCCGCUCUAUUAUUUGAUUCUCGGCGUAUGGAGGCGGUGGUACAAACUCUUUCUCAACUCGAUAAGUUUAAAGUAUAUUUCGAUAUGCCUCUUGUCCUUGGAGAGAAAGGCCAAAACCUCGAUAAUUUGCCCUCAAACCGGUGGCUACUUCAUGGUCUUACUUCUCCAAGUGCUCCUGUCCGUGUAUUGGAGCGAGUAUGGGAGACUGAGCGCUAUGUUCCGAUGAAUGGAUGGAUUAAAGGCACUGACAAACGGUGCAAUAAAUUGCCAUCAUCAGAGUGGAUUUGGGAAGGCGACUGGACCCUCGAAAUUGCUGAAGAGGAUGCUGGAGAAUCGACAGACUCUGAUACGCUAAAGUCUUCUUGGGAAUAUGCCAAAACUUUUGAGGAUAAUUUUCACGAAAAAGAAAAAAAGUUCGAUCUAGUUCGCCGGCGACAAUGGAUCCGUCAAAGGUGUCAACUGCCUCCUGUUCUGACGCUGGCAUCCCCACCAUCAUCGCCUAGCACUUUCAAUGUGUCCUCCCCGUUAUCUUCAUCAACGGUCCCUAACGGAAUAGGCCGGGCAAGAAAGCUUAAACAACGCUUUAACGCACUGAAAUUUGACACGAAAAAAGACAUGGAAAACAUUGCAAAGAUGGCAAUGCGAAGCAGACACUCAAAAAGUUUCGAUAGAAAGACACCCGACGGCCCAGUUGGAACGAUUGACUUGGACGAAUCGUAUCAAAUAUCGGCGAAAAUGUCGGCGUUUACCAAGGCUCGCGCAGCUAUUCCGUCGUUGCGUCGAGGGGUGUCCAAUCGAAGCGUAAAUGUCGAGGUUCAAUCACCGUCGAUAGGAUUGUCUGCAGAUAAUGACUCACCGACCUUGUACGACAAUGAGGAGGAUGAUGACGAAAAUUUGUGCUUUCGCUGCCUCAAAUUGCUUCCAUCUCUUCAGUCUAGUGUGAAGACAUGUAAAACCUGUCGCCAACGUGUGUGCUCCUCCUGUUUGAAUUAUUACGCUUUUGUGGUGUAUCCGCCACCAUUAGAAACAUCAAAGAAGGCAAGUGUUUGUGGCACUUGCUACGACCGCCUCGUUAACAAGUACAAGCUACGUAUUGAUGCUAAUGUGGGCAAGUACUUGAUCAAGGAGCGUGACGUUGAAAUAUACUCCAGCUCGAAUGGAAUUGUGAACAACAGCCCUCACCACGCACCGAGCGGAGGCAAACUCGGAAAUUCUAAAUCAUCUCAGCCGUCUUCAAGUCCUUCGAGCCCUCACGUCAGCCCCGUUGGGAGCAAUAAGUUUGAGAUCACAGUCAAGGUAAAGGAUGACACAAAGUAUGCUUGGAGCGUAGUUAAGACGUUUCACGACUUCGAGGUGCUGGAAAAAGAUUUGAAGAACAAGCUGAAGAAACAAGAGAAAAAAUAUGGAGUCGGGUGCCGGGCGUGUCAUUUAAAAGGUGUUGAUUACAUGGAAAUGGUAUCUAUUCAGCCAUCGUUAAAGACUGUAUCUACUGCUGCCCUAACUUAUGACCAGCGGCUACACGUUAUAAAACAGUUCUUACAGCAAUUAUUGGCGUGUGAUACACUUUGUCAAAGUUCCGUGGUGCAAAAAUUUCUUUUACUUGAGAACGCAUAUGCCACACCACUUGCAGCCAGUAAUUCAUCGAUGUAUAAUUAUGAAACAAAUAACGGGCUUCAUUCUUCUCUUGCUGGGACUGGGACGCUUGGUAUUGUAAAUGACGGUGCUAGUAGUGGCUUGAUUGGUGCUGCGAACGUGCUGGUAGAAAAUGGCAAGUGGAAGAAAGGGCGAUGGAUUGCGCCGGACUCUAACUCUAAGGAAACGAAGAUGCGCGUCUUGCAAAAAAUUGAAGUGAGUUUGUUUGCCGUAUUAGGUGAACUUUUAGAAUUUGACGGCAUCGGCUUAGUGCGUCGUCAGCUGUUUUCAAUGACUCGGUCCUUUAUUAAGGCAUUUCUUAAUGCUUCGCAUUUUCGGAUGCUGGAACGGCAAUUCCUUUCAUUCACUGACCCGAAGAAACUCUCCGGUUGGAUAGGUGACUUGCGAUUGUACAUUUUUCCAACCAAAACUGACGUGGUCCCAACACCUGAGCCCGACAUUCAAGUGCUUCGUAAGGAAUGUCUUGAAGCUAUUCUUGCUAGUUUUCCAUCAAAAGCGCUGUCACUUUUUGGUGAUACGGCCUGUGAGAAUGCAGCACUUAAGUUGCACGAAUUUCUGCAGCACGAAGUGUUUGUCAAAAACCUGCUUUUCAGUAUCACAGAUGAGCUUCUCUUGCAUUUGUUUCCUAACUCGACCACGUUUAAAGGCAAGAAAAAACAGCGAAACACAUCAGCAGGACCCACGCCUUCUUCUCCCUCUGCAAUCGCUGUCGCUACUACAAUUGCGAAGGAGACAGUUUCUGCAUCGAUAGAUGAGCAUGCAGCGUGGAACGUCACACCACCAAUGUCACCAAUUGUAGCAGCAGAAAUUGAAAGAUUUCAGAAAUAA